AUGGCUUCUUCUCCAUUAGCCGAAUUCCAAAAUGGGGGCCCUUUAACACCACCACCGUCAUCAGGAUCUGACGCUCACGAACCUCAAUCAAAUCCAUUAUCUGACUCCGCCCCUCCAGUCACUCACAAUGAAGAGCCGCCACCUCAACAACUACAGCUUGCGGUGACUACAGAACCAACAGCGACGGCGAUGACGGCGGUGGCGAAGUGGCCCGGGUGGCCAGGAAACAACGUGUUUCGGCUUAUAGUGCCGGUUCUCAAGGUGGGUAGUAUUAUUGGCCGCAAAGGAGAGCUGGUUAAGAAGAUGUGUGAGGAGACUCAUGCUCGCAUUCGCAUUCUCGAAGGACCCCUUGGCACCGCUGACCGUAUU
This is a messenger RNA of Ilex paraguariensis (yerba mate), 369 nucleotides long. Lineage: Eukaryota; Viridiplantae; Streptophyta; Magnoliopsida; Aquifoliales; Aquifoliaceae. The record is from the annotation of a GenBank genome assembly.